AUGGGCAUUUUUUAUUUUCACAUAGUCCUUGCUUAUUUUAUGCAGAUCACAUUUAAGCAGAUUUUGGCAGCUGAUCCCGAUCACUGUCCAGGUCAACGAAUCAAGUGUUAUAGUUGCAGUUCUGUGCAAGACAGCCAUUGUAAUGAUCCAUUUCCCAAGCAACCACAACAGACAAAAUCAUUUCCAUUGGUUGACUGCAAUGAUUAUUGCUUUAAAUGGGCUUUUCAAAGUCCAGAUGGGCAAAAACAUCUAAUACGUAAUUGUUCAACAAAUUUAAAUAUUAAAAUGGAAAAGUAUUUAGUGUGUAUUGCUGAAUCAAGAUCAUCAGUCGGGUAUCUUUGUUUCUGUAAUAAAGAUGGAUGUAAUUCAAGUAGUCGAAUAAAACAGUCCUAUUAUUAUUAUGUACCUUAUAUACUGCUUACACUUCUGAUUAAUUCACUAUAUCAAUUUAAACAUGUAUUAUUAUUGCUAUGUUAAUCAAUAAUGAUGAAAUCACAUUCAUAACGACAACCGGAUCAGUAUUAUAUACAUACUACUGUGUUUACCAAAGAUAAGAUUUGCAGAUAUGAAAAGUGUUCAGUGCAUACGAAUUUCUAAAUAACACCAGAAUUACAGUCCAUUGAGUGCAUUUAAGUAGUAAAAACCUGAUCAUACAUAGUUAAUCAGUACAGAAUAUUCUUCCCAAUUAAUAUACACACAUAUAUAUAUAUCUUUUGUUAUAGACCG
This is a messenger RNA of Trichobilharzia szidati, 726 nucleotides long. The record is from the annotation of a GenBank genome assembly. NCBI's taxonomy places the organism in Eukaryota, Metazoa, Platyhelminthes, Trematoda, Strigeidida, Schistosomatidae.